UGUCAACAUAGCCAUAACCUCAACUUUCGCUCGUGGAAGUAUAAUCGCCAUACAACGUGGUUUGUUUCAAUUAAUUCAAUUUUUAAUCCUUUUUAUGAGUGUUUUUGAAAAGUGUUAUAUGUACAGUUAACGUGAAAAUGUCCAGUGACACGGUUAUUGAUAAUGCUUGGUCUAUGAAAAUUCCAGAAUUCAAGCCUGAAGACAACCCCCAUGGCCUCCUCGAAGAGAGCAGUUUCAGUAUACUAUUUCCAAAGUACAGAGAACAGUAUCUCAGGAAAUGUUGGCCUCUUGUAGAAAAAGCCUUAGAAGCUCACAAUAUCAAGUGUGAAAUGGAUGUGUUGGAAGGUAGUUUAACUGUUAAAACAACGAGGAAGACAUGGGAUCCAUACAUAAUUCUCAAAGCGCGUGACAUGAUCAAACUUCUCUCUCGUAGUGUACCAUUUGAACAGGCUGUGAAAAUAUUACAGGAUGAAAUAGGUUGUGAUAUAAUUAAAAUUAAAUCCUUUGUACGGAACAAAGAAAAAUUCAUAAAGAGGCGGCAGCGAAUUAUCGGUCCAAAUGGUUGUACGCUAAAGUCAAUAGAGCUUCUAACAAAUUGUUAUGUUUUAGUACAAGGUCAAACAGUAUCUGCGCUAGGACCUCACAAAGGACUAUUGCAGGUACGAAAAAUUGUGGAGGACACUAUGAAAAAUGUCCAUCCUAUCUACAAUAUUAAAGCCCUUAUGAUAAAGAAAGAGCUGAUGAAGGACCCUAAGCUGAAAAAUGAAGACUGGACACGCUUUUUACCAAAGUUCCAGUCCAAAAAUACGAGCAAGCGAAAACAGCCCAAAGUCAAGAAACAAAAGAAGCAAUACACUCCAUUCCCGCCCCCCCAGCCUGAAAGCAAGGUGGAUAAAAUGCUGGCAUCUGGUGAGUACUUCCUUAAAGAGGACGAGAGGAAGUACAAGAAAGCAAGUGAAAAGAAGGAGAAAGAAAUCGAAGCAGACAAGCGACGACAGGCAAAGAGGAAUCAGGCAUUCGUCCCACCGGAGGAGGCACCAGUUCAGAAACGGAAGAAGGAAAGUAGUGAUGUGGAUCUGGAUGCACUAAAGGCCAAAGUGAACAAAGCACAUAAGAAGAAAAAGUUCAAAGCAGCAUGAAGAAAUUUUGCAUAAUAAACUUUAUCAAAAAGACUUCAGCUUUACCUUAAAAUAUCAGGUGAUAUGAUGUUCUCCAGACUCACUGACUGAGCUGAUUAUCCCUGAUGCUUCAUUGAGUCAUUAAUAUGAAUUCUUCAGUUAUAAAAUGGAAUGCACCGUCAACGGAGUUUUUCCUUUCAUCUUCUCAGUUAAUCUUCUACUCUCUCCAAUGGAUUUCAUAGGGUUUAAAGCCUGUAAUCUUUUACCAUGAGUUUGAGUAAAAUUUUGGAAGAUCGGCCAUAAUUUAUUUCUUCAGUUUUAGAUUUAAAAAACCGUUUCAUUGGCAGUUUUUCACUUUUGCAUUGUUAAAACUCCCUGGCUGCUCCUAACUUAGACAGUAUCUAGAUGAAAGUCUUUCAAAUUUUAAAACUAGUUUUUGAAUUAUGAAUAUAAGUAACUUGCAAUUGUUUUGAAGAUGGUGUUGUUUUUCUCUAAUUUAAUUUCUUUUGAACUGAAGUAAGUAGAUUAGGAAUUAAUUUAGUGAAUCUCAGAUUUCUCAUAUUGAUGUCAGCUUGCAUGAACAUGUAUACACAUGAAAACUUUUAAAUUAUCGUCAAAAUCUAGCAUUACCCUUAAUGGAAAACACUGAGAAGAAUUUGUCAUAGGCUUUAUUUCAUGAGACUUAAGAAAGAGGAAUUGGUCUUGCACCUAAUUUUUUUGAGUAAGUGUUGCAAAAAAGAGAAAGGAAAAUUUGUUGUAUUAUUUAUUUCACCACUUUUCCAUUUUCUUUUUUUAUGUGUGAAAGUACAACAUCAAUAUUUUUAUAAUUUUAUUGUGGUUGACUUAAUUUCUAUUGUAAGUACAUUUGUAAAUGAUCAAUCAA
Molecule: messenger RNA, 2001 nt
Organism: Bemisia tabaci
Lineage: Eukaryota; Metazoa; Arthropoda; Insecta; Hemiptera; Aleyrodidae
Gene: dbe
Product: KRR1 small subunit processome component homolog dbe
Cellular component (GO): small-subunit processome; nucleolus
Molecular function (GO): RNA binding
Source: RefSeq, a predicted model, not a curated record